GAGACGUGCAUUGGGCGGGGUCUGCGGUUCCUUUACAUUUCCCUUCCCCUUCUUCUUCCGACCUGGCAUGGCCUGUUUGAAUAUGCAAUGUAUAGCGGCACAGCGGCAUUGGACCUUGUCUCUUCUUCUUUUCCAAUCUCUCAUGGCGAUAUAAAACGACUCUUCUAUAGAUGGACGCGGCGAUGCUGGUUGGCCAUCUUUCUUUCUUCUGUAGGGUCUAGGGCUGCGAUUCCCGGCGCACUGGCGUGUGACGCCCCUCUCCGUCCCGCGACGCGCGUGAUUGCGCGGCAUAGCUAUCGAUGAAUGAACACACAUUUUAAGCAGUACCACUCCCUAAACGGGAAGCAUUACUGCGCUUGACGAUUGACCUGCACAGCCAGUAUGCAGCCCUACAGCACAGCUCAGCCUCAGCACACACA
Molecule: messenger RNA, 419 nt
Organism: Didymella exigua CBS 183.55
Lineage: Eukaryota; Fungi; Ascomycota; Dothideomycetes; Pleosporales; Didymellaceae
Exons: 1
Coding region: 88-303 (71 amino acids)
Source: RefSeq, a predicted model, not a curated record